UGUCAACGCUCGGAAGUGGCUCACCUCUCACACAGCCCUUGAGGAGCCUGACCUGCAGCCGCCUGGUGCUGAGUUCUAUCUGCUACUUGGGCUGGUCUCUCGUAUGGCCAGUAGCUGGAACUGCAGAGCUUGGUUGUGCCAUCCAUAUCACCUGCGAACACCAUCAGUCCUCACGGUUCUGUGAGCGGCAUAGAGUGAGUCCCACUCCCAGUGCGGAGUGUCGAGCCCAGACACCACCCCUCAGCGUACUCGCGCAUACACACAUGCCCAGCGUGUAGAUUCUACGGAUUGCCUGGCAAUCCGCGUGUGCUCCCAUCACUCACACUGGCCUGUGGGGCCUUGAAACGCACGCCAUCCCGGUCCCAACGCUCCUUUUCAAGUCGACUUCGUUUGGUGGACUGCAGCAAAAAAUUACAAUGGCUGUCGAACGUUCAGAACGCCACGCUCAAGCGCAAGGAGUUGUAAGAGUUGGGGAGGACCGCUCUUGCCCCCAAUCAGCAGGGGAACGCUCAGGAAGGCUGUCAGUGUCACUGCAGGGGAACUCAUUAGGCAGACGGUCGACACCGUACGGCACUACUGCCAGAAGCUGUUUCACAACGUCAAGCAGAUGCACGCUGGCUCACCUGGUGCUGGCUUACUUGUUGGCUUCCGCGUGCGUGGCCCUGGUUAGCCCCUUGCCCACCAGUACAAGUACAGGCAUGGCUGACAGACCAACUGACAGUUCCACUGCAGCAGUUCCUGGGAACAGCACAGAGUCUGGAGCUGAAGACCAUAACGCACUAGUAAGUGCUACUGCAACUGCCAAUACCCAAUCAACCAGUGCAGAGCAAGCAUCAGUGAGCCUGAGCCAGAAUCAUCCAGGAGGCAAGAUUCGCCAGUACGCGGACGGUGACAUCAAUGGAGACCUACUGAGAAACCUGCUGGGCUUUGAUGUUCCAAGAACCACUGCAGCUACGGAAGAAAGCGGAACACUUGGCACCCCGGUCAGCACGGCCUCACUCCCGGACCGGAUACCGGGCAUUAUCCCAUUCGGAGAGCGGAACCUUGUGCCGGAGACGAAAACAGAUCCGCCGGUGGUAGCGCACAACCCAGAACGGUUAGCAGCCUUCACCAAGGAACUGCGGCAGCACGAGCAUUGCACGCGCUCCACAAAGCGGCUGGAGAAGCGCCUGUGCAAAGGCAAGGAGACGAAGACGUUCUACGUGCCGGUGUGCAGAGGAGUAUGCAGUUCGGUCAUUGAGCUACAAGCCGUGCCCGUAUCGGCGAUGGACAUCGAGCACCGUGACGUGAUUUCCAGAGCGUCCCACUGCCGAUGCUGUAAAGCGCACACGUCCCGGCUAGUGAAACAUCACCGUAGGUGUUCUGAUGGCAGUCACGACUUUGUCUGGCUGCGACAAGCCGACACCUGUGCAUGCUCGGCGUGUGGUGCUUGAUCCGUGCAGCAGAGAACACAUUCUAGCUUUGUAUCAUUUCCAGUUAUCCACACAUCAAUGAGAAUUAUAUCAGUUCCCUGGACGUGUUGCCGCUAAUGACGUUUAUGCAAUAUCAGCCUGCUAAAGUGCCCCCAGGGUCCAGCACACCGGCUCAUCGGCCUUGAAGAGCGAGAGGCAAAAGAGUCCAUAAGUAGCCAUUUACGGCUUGACUGCGCAUGCUCAGAGGGCCGUGCGCCAGACUGGCAUGCGGGCUGGCAUAAACCCACGGCUGGCUUUGCUGACUUCAAGCACAGCAUACGGUAUCUGAGCAUCUGCUGCUGAUGCUGCUGAUGAUGAUGCCACUACUGAUAGCUACAGACAGUUGGUUUCCCCCAGGAUAGUCGGGGGAUGAUCCUCGCGAUAUCCAGUGGCACUGUCAGCAUUCUAACAGAUCCAUCUCAGGCAGAUGAUCCCAGGCACUUGAGACCUAUUUCCCCCCUUGCUCACAAACCUUCAACCCAGAUCCAGGCUUGGCAUCGCAGACUCCAGGACUUGAUUGCUCGAUUCUUCCGCACCGAUUGCUCCACGUUGAAGCCUGUCAGAUUCUUCCCUGGCUGCUCGGCAUGCGUUCCGUGUGCCAGCAGCCGAGAGAUACUAUUAUACUGUUGUGUUCAUCCUUCCUUCAGUCACACCUUUGCAUCCCUGCAACACUCAUAGUAGGCGAGAGCUUCUUCGGAAUCUAUCCUUUUAUCUACCUUUAUCACCAGGUUUUCUUCGGAUCAGGAAUCGUUUUCGUGAACAAAAGUAGCAACAUUAUCCCAAUACCACGUACGGUACAGUGGUAGCAUUCACGCUGUAUAUUUAUGUUGGAUUGGAUCUGCCAGAAAGAAAAUUUGGUAUUAAGACCUCA
This is a messenger RNA of Sycon ciliatum, 2322 nucleotides long. RefSeq lists its product as uncharacterized. The record is from RefSeq and is a predicted model, not a curated record. NCBI's taxonomy places the organism in Eukaryota, Metazoa, Porifera, Calcarea, Leucosolenida, Sycettidae. Bases 417 to 1433 code for a protein of 338 amino acids. The transcript has 2 exons.